AUGUUUACAUCUGAAAAAUGGGUUAAUAGUGCUUAUUGCUCUAGGCCGGAAGCCAAAUUUGCAGAAAAUGUUGUUUUGGCUGAUAAAAGGUUUUGGAAAUCAAUACAUUAUUGCUUGAAAAUUGUGUCUCCUCUUGUGAAAGUUCUUAGACAUGUGGAUGGUGAUUCAAAACCUGCAAUGGGAUACAUUUAUGAGGCUAUGGAUAGAGCAAAGGAAGAAAUAGCAAAGGAAGAAAUAGCAAAGAGUUUUAAUCAUGAGGAAAAGAGAUAUAAGGAUGUAUGGGAAAUCAUUGACAAGCGUUGGGGUUUACAACUUCAUAGGCCUCUUCAUGCAGCCGCCUAUUUUCUUAAUCCAAAGUUCCACUAUGACACAAAGUUCAACCCAGAUCGUGAGGUUAAAACUGGCUUGUGGAAGACAUUGGAGAAGAUGUGUCUCCUUAUUGAAACAAGGAUCACAAUUGAUUCCCAAAUUGAGAAAUUUGACAGGGCUGAAGGACUCUUUGGAAAUAGUUUAGCAAUUGCAACUAGAGCUAGGAAGCAACUUGCUUUAUGGUGGAAUAGUUUUGGAGACGACUGCAAAGAGCUGCAAACAAUAGCUAUUCGUAUCAUAAGCCUCACUUGCAGUGCUAUAGGGUGCGAGAGAAAUUGGAGUGUGUUUGAUCAAAUUCACUCUAAGAGAAGAAACCGUUUAGAGCAACAAAGGUUGAAUGCUCUUGUGUUUGUUAAAUACAACCUUCAACUUGAAAUUAGGCAAAAACAAAGGGAGGAAAAAGGAGACACAUAUGAUCCUAUCUGCUUAUCAGAUUUAGAUUCUGACGAGGAAUGGAUUACUGAGCAAGAGGAGCUUUGCCUAAUGGAUGAGGAAUCUUGGAUGGAUGUUCAUGAGUGCUUCAACGUUGAUGAAGGAGACCAAAGCAAAAAGAGAAAGAGAGGUCCUCGAAAUCUUCAAGAUGAUAGGAAUGAUAAAGGCAAAGGCAUCUUAAUACAAGAGGAUGUCAACAGGAAUGAUAACAGAAAAGGAUCUCAAAUUAUUGAACAAGUUAUGGGAGAUGAGUCAGAUGACUCUACUAAUGGAGAGGAUGAAGGACUAGAUAUGCCAAUACUAGAUCCUGAUAGUGAUAGUAGUGAUAAUAUUAGUCUUGAAAUUUAAUGAAUAUGAGAAAUAACUGGUUUUAGAUUUGGUUACUUAUGGAUUUUGGUAUUUAGAUUUUUUUUUAAUUUGGAUUUAUAUGAUAUUAUAUAUUUUUAAGUUAUUUUUAAUUUGUUUCUGAAUCUUACGAUUCGAUACGAUUCACGAUGCAAAAAAGCAGCCGAACGAUUCACGAUACGUAUUGCGAUUCAACAACCAUGCUCUGUUGUACUAGUUGUUCGCUGAAAAUUCCACUUUGUUAUGAUCCACUAUACUCUGUG
This is a messenger RNA of Gastrolobium bilobum, 1409 nucleotides long. RefSeq lists its product as uncharacterized. The transcript is spliced from 4 exons. The coding region runs from base 1 to 1149 and encodes 382 amino acids. Gene Ontology annotation, molecular function: protein dimerization activity. The record is from RefSeq and is a predicted model, not a curated record. Lineage: Eukaryota; Viridiplantae; Streptophyta; Magnoliopsida; Fabales; Fabaceae.